Scaptodrosophila lebanonensis is the source of this 714-nucleotide messenger RNA. Its product is annotated as proteasome subunit alpha type-2-like. Gene Ontology annotation, biological process: ubiquitin-dependent protein catabolic process. Gene Ontology annotation, cellular component: proteasome core complex, alpha-subunit complex; proteasome core complex. The transcript has a single exon. The record is from RefSeq and is a predicted model, not a curated record. NCBI's taxonomy places the organism in Eukaryota, Metazoa, Arthropoda, Insecta, Diptera, Drosophilidae. Bases 1 to 714 code for a protein of 237 amino acids.
AUGAGUCGUCACAGGUGGGAAUUUUGCCUCACCACUUUCAGCCCCAAUGGCAAUCUCGCGCAGGUGGAGUACGCAGCGGCGGCCGCCUCUAAAGGUGAGACUAGCGUCGGGAUUCGGGCCCGCGGCGGAGUCGUGAUUGCGACAGUACGCUGGUUCGAGUCGCAGCUUGUUGACGAAAAGUCAUUGAGUAAUGUAAAGAUAGUAAGUGAAAACAUUGGCAUGACCUAUUCUGGACUGGAGCCGGACUUCCGGGUGCUGGCGGAUCGUGCACGCAAAAAUGCUGAGGUCUACUUAGCCAAACACAAGGAACGGAUGCCAACGCUCGAGCUGGUGAAGCAGAUGGGGAUUCUCUUGCAGGAGUACACGCAAUCCUGCGGAGUGCGACCCUUCGGAGUGUUCUUGCUAUUUGCCGGAUGGGAAUCGGGUCGACCAUUUCUGUACCGCAUCGAUCCUUCAGGAGCAUAUUGCUCCUUUACUGCAGCAGCUUUCGGAAAGAACGCCGCUAUCGGGAAUGAUUAUUUGAAGAGUCAGAAAUGUGACGAAAUGACGCUGGACGCUGCCAUUCCCACUGCUAUUAUGGCUCUCAAGAUGGGGUUUGAGGGAACAAUGUCUAAGCACGACAUUGAAGUUGGAGUAUGCGAUGAAAAAGGCUUCUCACUACUGAAUGCAGACACAAUCAAAUUAUACUUGAACAGUCUAUCCGAUUCAAAAUAA